Molecule: messenger RNA, 3921 nt
Organism: Seminavis robusta
Lineage: Eukaryota; Bacillariophyta; Bacillariophyceae; Naviculales; Naviculaceae
Source: the annotation of a GenBank genome assembly
AUGCAUACCGGUACGGGCAGCAGAGCCAGUAAGAGUGUUUCCUUUUCCAGCAGUGACGAUGAAGACGACGACGAAGAUGACGAAGAAGCAGGAAAGGAUUCCACUCGUGGCAACGUUCACAACCGAAGACGGGAUAGCAGCUUCGUUCAAGGAGACAUGUCCAUGGCGCAUUCCCGGGCCAGUCGACACAGCAAGAAUCGCAGAAACAAACGAAGUUCCACCGUCGUCAUUGGAGAAGACGGAAACGUCAAGGACGAUAUGCUAGAACAGCAUCUAUCUGAAGAUACAUUCGGAUUCUUACUCGCCACUCCCGUCAGCAGUGCACCCUUUUACAUGGGAAUCGGAGUCCUACUCUUUCAGGUCGCCAUUUACGUACUCAUGGUCAUGAACUUACUAGACGUCGAUCAGGCGUCCGAAAAUCUGUUUGGAGUUCCCGCAAAUGUCAACUGGCCCGUAUGGAUCGCACAGAUUAUUGCCAUUAUCAUUGCCGUCAUUACACAAGACGACAUUAGAACCGGACUCGACAUGCUGCGAGAAGGAUACGGAGCCGAGAUGCAAGUGGCAUUUCCACACUCCAAUCGAUGGAAAUUCGUAUUAUCCGUAUUUGCAAGAAUGCUGGGAGGGUCACUCGGAUUGAUCACGAACUUUUUACUCAUUGUCACAAGUUCAACCGUCAUUGACUUGCUACUCAACUUUACAGCAUUGGCAUUUGUCGGACAACUCGAUGAAGCUGCGUUCUUUCUAUCCAAACAAGGAUUUGCUGGAGAAACUUGUUUGGAUCAUGCCACCAAAAUAAGAUGGGUUUUGGUACGGUUCAAGCAAACUGGAGGAGAAUACCUCUGUGGAACCAUCAUUGUGCAAAUGGGAGACGAACUUCGACCGGAAAUGGGAACCUUUUCCGGUUUAUACGACUUGACCAACGCCGAUGGAUUGAUAUUCUCCAGUCGACACGUACAGUACACGGAUCGUGCCGCCGGUGGAACGCGAUUCGUCUACUGUGCCGAUAAUGGAUACUGGGUACUACAAUGGAAAUCUUCCCUCGAUGGACAAUUCCCUACCAGCACGUGCCAGGAUUACUAUGCGCGAUCGUCCAAAACAUCCGAGUUUGACUUGACCAAAGUCGUCGAUAUACAGUGGUAUGUACGAGAUGAAUUCAAACGAGAAACCGUCCUAGAGCCAUUCUUUUUGCAUUGCUUUGAUUGCGGGCACACAUACAAUGCCGACACGGGAGAUCACUGCAGUGGCCGGGGAACAUGCUCCAACGCUGUAUGUUCCUGCGAUCAAGGAUGGUACGGACUACGCUGCGAAUUCUUGCAGCCAUGUCCCAAACUACAGCUUGAUGCUCGAGUUUCGGGGUCUUUUUUGAAAAACAACGAAAUUGCGCUACACUUGGAAGGCGGACUCGAUAUACUCAUGGACAAAUCGCAGAACCCCCCACGACUCAUUGAAGCCUACAACAAACCAGUCUUUGCCGGACAUUUGCUACAUGGUCAUCAUUUGCUCGUCUUUUACACGGGUAGACGAUGGGUCUCAACGCACACUGGACUGAUAUCACCAAGUGCAAACUGGACACAAUUCAACUCGAAGGAGACUGCACUGCAGGAACUGAUCAAGUUCUUUGAUAACUUCCAUGGACACUGGACAAAUUACGCUGUGGAAUUCAUCUCCGAACCAAUGGAUAUUGCAACUCCAGCCGAUGCCCCUCAGCCCAUUGGAAUACUCUUCUACGAAGCCAUCACGAAAUCAAGUAUCAACCAAACAGAAAUUCAGGCUCCCAACGAAGCCCGUCCCACAGAAGCACGGAUGGUUUGUGGCUACUGCAACGAUGAUUUCAACCCUUGCCAUUUCGAUGGAGUUUGUGUCCAAGGAACAUGCUCCUGUGCCAUUGGAGCUCAUGGAUCGCUUUGCGAAAAGUCACCGGUUGCUAACGGACGCUGCGACCAAAACUAUAAUAUUCCGUACUUUGAAUUUGAUGGCGGGGAUUGUUGCGAAGCUACCUGCAUCAGCUCGCAUGAGUUUACCUGUGGCGAAGAACUAAAUGGGCACACGAACCAGGGAUAUCCUAACUGCAACCUGCCACCCGACCGGUGGCAAUUACUCCAUGACAACCACAUUGUGGGCGAUCCUUUGUCGUUGGCAGGCUAUGCCGUCGCGACUUCUCAGGCUGGAACGUUGCUGGCAAUGGGAGAACCGGAACAGUCUCGCGUAAGAAUUUACGACAAGGACGGGUCCAUUUGGGUAGAACGAGAAGUACUGGAUGGUCUUCCAGACUCUCACUUUGGAAUAUCUUUGGACCUGUCUGGAGGACCAGUACAUUGGAGGAAUAAUCCUGGGUUUCGCUCCCCGCUCCUCUUGAUGAUUGGAGUCGCAAAGAAGGGGGGUCCAAAGCGCGUGGAUGUAUUCAAGUGUGGAGUUGACGUAAAGUGUAAAAAAGUGGAUGAGAUCAUGAAUGUCCAUGGGAAGAUUGGACCAGAGGCCUAUUCCAUGUCCAAUAAUGGAAGAGUCGUCGCCUACGGAUUGGCCGAGCCAGCCUCUGUGGUGGUCUACGAAGUCUCCGGGGACUACUACGAAGGCAACCGCACCGCUCGCGCUGUACCCGAGGAAAUCUCUGCCACCGCAUCGGCCGUCAAUGGAACAUCAAUAUCCGUGCGACUGCCCCUCCCCAGCCAAGCCACUGCCGCGGUCACGGCUUUGAAACUCUCCGAGCAUGGUGAUAUAAUGGCUGUGUUUCUGGAAAACCCAUCUCGGCGAAGGAAUGUGCUUCGAGUGUACGAAUGGGAUGGCAAGAUCUAUCAACCGAAGGGAGGUAUUGUCAUGGAAACAAAUGCUGAAGUCCUUCAACGGCAACUGGCUCUUUCAGAUGACGGAUCUACCAUUGCGAUCGGUAUUUCAGAGUGUCCAUCCCUUGACAUUCUCUUGUAUACGUGGGAUGAAUCGUCUUCUACUUGGAUGCGGCGAAUCUCUCCUCCUCUUGACAACGAGGUGUGCGACAACGAUUUCCUGCCGUGGUCAGUCGCAUUGAGCCAGGAUGGUUUGACAAUUGCCGCGUCUGCCUAUCCCAACACUGAUGUUGUCACCACCUUUCGGUGGAUAACCAAUGGCUGGCGCAUCGAGGGAGAUCCCCUUCCAGGAAAUCUACCUGGAUCGCACACAUCAAUUGCCUUGUCAGCAGAUGGAUCGCAUCUGGUGGUUGGUCUGCCUUAUUCAGCUACCAUGGAAGCCGGUAGCAUUGAUACCUACUCCCUUCCCACGACCUUGUGCCCUGCUGGUCAUUCACACCACUUCCGUCUGUCGUUAACCACUGAUUACUCUCCUCAGAACACUUUGUGGGAGCUGGAAGACAAGAGCAGUGGAGAAAUCCAGCUGACAGGCGGGCCGUAUCCUUUCAUCGUAGCAACUCUAGUGGAAGAGGUCUGUCUCGACCGCCAGAUUUGCCAUGCCUUUACCAUUUACAAUACCGCGAGCAACGCAGGCUUGGAGGCGCCUGGCAGAUACGACUUGUUCCUCGACGGCGAAGAUUUGGAUCGUGAAAGCUUCUCCGGGCACGCCAAGCGUAUAUUCUUUGGCAGUGAGUGCAUGACUUGUUCCGAUGGCACUAGGAUGCUGCGGAUGAUGGUUCGUACAUGCCAUCAAGCAGAGUGGAAGUUGACGGAUGAAUCAGGUUCGGAAGUUGUGGGCGGUUCGACAGCCAACGACCACAGCUGUUCGGGCCCGGAUAGCGUUGAUGGAUACUUCUGGGAGGACACUUGUAUUGACGUGACAAAAUGUUUCACUUUCACUGCGACCGAUACAUCGAAUGCUGACCAAGGCAGCGUUGGUUUCGACUACAUUCUCAUGUACGAUGACGACGUUGUGUUCGCCUCCAACAAGGGCAUCACGUCGUCUGCUACGGUUACUGCCGGGAGCUGUCAAGUGCUAUAG